Messenger RNA from Seminavis robusta, 567 nucleotides. NCBI's taxonomy places the organism in Eukaryota, Bacillariophyta, Bacillariophyceae, Naviculales, Naviculaceae. The record is from the annotation of a GenBank genome assembly.
AUGUAUCUCCUCCUGUUGAUACUGCUGCCAUCGUUUCUGCUGUCAACGGUAAUGGCAGUCAAGGAGAAGAACACGAAUGUGUUUGGCAUGGAGUUGGAAAGUUGCAGUACGGCCGGGAUGGCCAUGACGGGUAUCACAGGCACUGGCCACUGUGUUCAUUUUGAUUAUCUGCGCAAUGGAGAGAUCUCCAAGACCAUUUGCAUAGAUGUGCCUUCCUUCUCCAAGGCGUACUGGGAAGACCAUAAUCACCAUUUGCGCAACGGAGGAAACUUCUUUGCGGCCACGGGACAGGUUGCCUCAUUGCACCAAGACAUGCCCUGUACUCAAGAUCCUACUCAAAACUGCCCCGUUCAACACUGGUGCAUCAACGAAGAUGCCUUUGCCCAGUACGUAGACUAUGUCGGCGGAUGUCAAAAGGUGGGACGAAUACUUUGUCAGAGCACCAACAAGCAAGCCAUCGAACUCUACCAACAAGAAGUAUACGAUGGUACCAGUAAUGAGCACGAAAAGAAUCAGCAAGCUCUUGAGUGCCUAAGACUCAAGUGCUGGUUGCCAGACAAACCGUGA